AAAAAUCACACAAUUUAUAUCAUAAAAAACCCUGGGGAUAUUUUAGCAAUCCACACAAACAAGUAAAACACUAUAACUAACUAACUACUCUCCACAUUUCCUCCUCACACCUUAUAUAUUAUAUAUAUACAAACUAUCCUUCGCCCUUCAUGCAUCUCCCACUCUCUCUCUCUCUAGUUUCUCUCUCUAAAACUAAUGGACUUCUCCUACUUUUCCUCGUCGUCGUCGUCAUCGCGGUCUUCUGUUUCGGCCUCCGAUGCUUCUUCCUCUUCUGUGAAGAAGCAGUCGAAGCGCCGCGACGAUAACCGUCGAAAACAGCAGUUGCAACAUCACUUUCACAGCAGCAACACGACUACUGCUACUGCUACAGCUAUUGCUGCUGCUACUAAUUCUGAAGCUCGGUAUCUGGGGGUGCGGCGGCGGCCGUGGGGGCGGUACGCGGCGGAGAUACGGGACCCGGCUACCAAGGACCGGCACUGGCUCGGCACGUAUGACACGGCGGAGGAGGCGGCGGUGGCGUACGACCGCGCGGCCCGGGCCCUCCGCGGGCCCCGCGCCCGCACCAACUUCGCCUAUCCCGACUUGCCACCUGGCUCCUCCAUCACCCCCUUCCUCUCCCCUGACCUCAAGAUCACCACUCACCACCACCACCACCACCUCAUGAGUGUGGUCGCGUCUCCUCACCCCCCAGUAAGCUUACCACCCCACACCACUCACCCCCAAUAUUUAUGCAAUGAGGAGGGGGAGGAGGAUAUGUUGACAAGUUGGGUCGAUGAGUACACUCAAUUGGGGGGCCCAAUUGAGCCUUGUGAGCCAAUAGGAAGUGGACACGUGCAGGCUGGUGGUGCGUCGGAGUCGCUGGACACCGGGGCCGGUCCCGUGGGGAAUGCGGAGGAAGAGGCCGCGAUGUGGUGGGACGGCGGGGGGCCGGAGCCGGGGUUCAACGCAGCGAUGUACUUCGAGGAAGGGUAUGUGCAUAGCCCGAUGUUUGGGCCGAUGCCGGCCGCGGAGGACUCCGCGGCCGACGGAUUCCAGCUCGGCGGCUCGGCUUCUUUUUUCUUUUAAAUUAAUUAUUUAUAGAGUAGAUUUAUUAAAUCUGAUCAAAUAAGCAUAUAUGGACAUAAAUGGUGUAGAAAGUCACUCC
Ananas comosus (pineapple) is the source of this 1144-nucleotide messenger RNA. RefSeq names its product ethylene-responsive transcription factor LEP-like. Gene Ontology annotation, biological process: regulation of DNA-templated transcription. The record is from RefSeq and is a predicted model, not a curated record. Gene Ontology annotation, molecular function: DNA-binding transcription factor activity; DNA binding. The transcript has a single exon. Lineage: Eukaryota; Viridiplantae; Streptophyta; Magnoliopsida; Poales; Bromeliaceae. The coding region runs from base 196 to 1065 and encodes 289 amino acids.